UCCGCCCAGCCCCGCAGCGACCGAACGGCACGGCCCGCAGCACCAUGUCUGUCUCGGAGGAAGCUGACGGGCUCGGGGUGGCCCGGCCCCAUUACGGCUCUGUCCUGGAUAAUGAGAGGAUGACAGCAGAGGAGAUGGAUGAGAGAAGACAUCAGAAUGUGGCUUAUGAGUAUCUUUGUCAUCUGGAGGAAGCAAAGAGAUGGAUGGAGGCCUGCCUUAAUGAGGAUCUACCUCCCACAACAGAGCUGGAGGAGGGGCUAAGGAAUGGAGUCUAUCUAGCCAAACUUGGAAACUUUUUCUCCCCCAAGGUGGUGUCUCUGAAGAAAAUCUAUGACCGGGAACAAACCAGAUAUAAGGCAACUGGUCUCCAUUUCCGUCAUACUGAUAAUGUUAUUCAGUGGUUGAAUGCCAUGGCUGAAAUUGGCCUCCCCAAGAUUUUCUACCCAGAAACUACUGACAUCUAUGAUCGGAAGAACAUGCCACGCUGCAUCUAUUGUAUCCAUGCACUCAGUCUGUACCUGUUUAAACUGGGACUGGCCCCUCAGAUUCAAGAUUUAUAUGGGAAGGUGGACUUCACAGAGGAGGAGAUCAGUAACAUGAGGAGUGAGCUGGAGAAGUAUGGAAUUCAGAUGCCUGCCUUCAGCAAGAUUGGAGGAAUUUUAGCUAACGAACUCUCUGUGGAUGAAGCAGCAUUGCAUGCUGCUGUUAUUGCCAUUAAUGAAGCAAUUGACCGCCAAGUUCCGGCUGACACCCUGUUGGCAAUGAAAAACUCCAAUGCCAUGUUGGUGAAUCUUGAUGAACUGCUGGCAUCAAUCUAUCAGGACACAUUGUAUCGGGCAAAGAAGGACAAGAUGGAGAAUGCCAAAAAUAGGACUGGCUCUGAGAAUUCAGAGAGAGAAAGGGAUGUGUACGAAGAGCUGCUGACUCAAGCUGAAAUUCAGGGCAAUGUCAACAAAGUCAACACACAUUCAGCCCUAUCAAAGAUAGAUCUGGUUUUGGAACAGGGAGAUGCAUUAGCAUUAUUUGAAGUUUUGACAUCACCAGCCCUGGGACUCCGAGGAUUACAGCGAGAAAAUUGUGACUGGUAUCUCAAGCAGCUCUUGAGUGACAGGCAGCAGAAACAGGAGGCUGGCCUGGCAGGCCCCCUGCAGAAGGAGGAGUUGCAGUCUGGGGUGGAUGCUGCUAACAGUGCAGCACAACAGUACCAGCGAAGGCUGGGAGCAGUUGCAAGGAUUAAUUCUGCAAUCCAAAUGGGUAUUGCAGAGAAGACUGUGGCAGAACUUUUGAAUCCAGAGGCUCAGUUACCACAGGUUUAUCCAUUUGCAGCAGAUCUUUACCAGAGGGAGCUGGCAACUCUGCAGCAACAGAGCCCUGAAGGUAACCUCACCCAUCCAGAGCUAUCAGUUGCAGUGGAGAUGCUGUCGUCUGUGGCUCUGAUUAACAGGGCGUUGGAUUCAGGGGAUGUGAACACAAUUUGGAAACAACUGAGCAGUCCAGUUACAGGGCUCACUAACAUUGAAGAUGAGAACUCCCAGAGAUACAUCGAUGAUUUGAUGAAGCUGAAAGCUCAGGCACGUACAGGAGGGAAUGAGUUUAUCACAUGGAAUGAUAUCCAGUCAUGUGUGGACCGUGUGAACAUAGUGGUGCAUGAGGAGCAUGAGAGGAUUUUAGCAAUUGGGCUUAUUAAUGAAGCUCUGGACGAGGGAGACACCAGAAAGACCCUUCAAGCCUUACAGAUCCCUGCAGCAAAACUGGAGGGGGUAACCCCAAAGGUAGCACAGCACUACCAGGACACGUUGAUCCGAGCCAAGAGGGAGAAAGCACAGGACACUCAGGAUGAGACAGCUGUACUGUGGCUGGAUGAAAUUCAGGAUGGAAUUCAUCGAUCCAACAGGGACACAGAGGAGGCACAGAAAUUUUCAUUAGGAAUUCUGGCCAUUAAUGAAGCAGUGGUCCAUGGCGAUGUGGGCCAGACCCUCAGUGCCCUGCGCUCGCCUGAUGUUGGACUGUAUGGAGUCACUCCAGAGUGUGAUGAGACAUACCAGCGUGACCUGGCAGAAGCCAAGAGAGAAAAAAUGGCAGCAGGGGACAAUGGCAGUGAGUGGGUGAAGCACUGGGUGAAAGGAGGCUAUUAUUAUUACCAUAACCUGCAAACCAGAGAGGGACGUUGGGAUGAACCCUCAGGAUUUGUGCAGAAUAAUACCCAGCUCUCCCGGGAGGAGAUACAGAGCUCUAUCUCUGGAGUCACUGCUGCAUACAACAGAGAACAGCUCUGGCUUGCUAAUGAGAACCUGAUUACCAGGCUGCAGGCUUGCUGCCGUGGGUACCUUGUUCGCCAGGAAUUCAACUCCAGAAUGAAUUUCUUGAAGAAGCAAGUCCCUGCAAUCACUUGUAUUCAGUCUCAGUGGCGUGGCUACAAGCAGCGAAAGGAAUACCAAGAUCGCUUGGAGUACCUGCGAGCACACAAGGACCAAGUAGUGAAGAUUCAGUCAAUGACCAGGAUGUAUCAAGCCAGAAAGCGGUACAGAGAUCGUCUGCAGUAUUUCAGAGACCAUAUAAAUGACAUUGUAAAAAUCCAGGCUUUUAUUCGUGCAAAUAAAGCACGAGAUGACUACAAAACUCUCAUCAGUGCUGAAGACCCACCUAUGGCUGUGGUCCGGAAAUUUGUCCACUUACUGGAUCAGAGUGACCAAGAUUUUCAGGAAGAGCUUGACCUAAUGAAGCUGCGUGAGGAGGUUGUGACCCUAAUCCGAUCCAAUCAGCAACUGGAAAAUGACCUCAAUCUGAUGGACAUCAAAAUUGGACUGCUUGUGAAAAACAAAAUCACAUUGCAGGAUGUUGUCUCUCAUAGUAAGAAACUUACCAAGAAGAACAAGGAGCAGCUGUCUGACAUGAUGAUGCUGAACAAACAGAGGGGAGGUUUGAAGGCUCUAAGCAAAGAGAAGAGGGAGAAGCUGGAAGCAUAUCAGCACCUGUUCUACUUGCUUCAGACUAACCCCACCUACUUGGCCAAGCUGAUUUUUCAGAUGCCUCAGAACAAAUCCACCAAGUUUAUGGAUUCUGUGAUCUUCACGCUGUAUAACUAUGCCUCCAAUCAGAGGGAAGAAUACCUGUUACUUCGGCUUUUCCAGACAGCACUGCAGGAAGAAAUCAAAUCAAAAGUAGAUCAGAUACAUGAGAUUGUGACUGGAAACCCCACUGUUAUUAAGAUGGUGGUAAGUUUCAACCGUGGUGCCCGUGGCCAGAAUGCAAUGAGGCAGAUCCUGGCUCCUGUCGUGAAGGAAAUCAUGGAUGACAAAUCACUCAACAUCAAAACUGAUCCUGUGGACAUUUACAAAUCUUGGGUUAACCAGAUGGAGUCGCAAACUGGAGAGGCCAGUAAGUUGCCGUAUGAUGUUACACCUGAGCAAGCCCUGGCUCAUGAAGAGGUGAGGACACGCCUAGAUGCAUCCAUCAAAAACAUGCGGACAGUGACAGACAAGUUCCUGUCAGCCAUCGUCAGCUCAGUGGAUAAAAUCCCUUAUGGCAUGCGCUUCAUUGCCAAGGUUCUGAAAGAUUCACUACAUGAGAAAUUUCCUGAUGCUGGUGAGGAUGAGUUGCUGAAGAUCAUUGGCAACUUACUGUAUUAUCGCUACAUGAAUCCAGCUAUUGUUGCUCCAGAUGCAUUUGACAUCAUUGACCUUUCAGCUGGAGGUCAGCUGACUACAGACCAGCGCAGAAACCUUGGUUCCAUUGCAAAGAUGUUACAGCAUGCUGCAUCCAAUAAGAUGUUCAUGGGAGACAAUGCUCACCUAAGCAUCAUUAAUGAAUAUCUCUCUCAGUCCUAUCAGAAAUUCAGACGUUUUUUUCAGGCUGCCUGUGAGGUUCCAGAACUACAGGAUAAAUUUAAUGUUGAUGAAUAUUCUGACUUGGUGACUCUCACUAAACCGGUUAUCUAUAUUUCCAUUGGAGAAAUCAUCAAUACACACACUCUGCUUUUAGAUCAUCAAGAUGCGAUUGCGCCUGAGCACAAUGAUCCAAUUCAUGAGCUGCUGGAUGACCUGGGGGAAGUUCCCACUAUUGAGUCCCUGAUAGGGGAAGGGUCUGGUAACAUUAAUGACCCCAACAAGGAGAUGCUAGCAAAGACUGAAGUUUCUCUUACACUGACUAAUAAAUUUGAUGUUCCUGGCGAUGAGAAUGCUGAAAUGGAUGCAAGGACAAUCCUGCUGAAUACAAAGCGCUUGAUUGUAGAUGUAAUCCGCUUCCAGCCGGGGGAGACACUGACUGAGAUCCUGGAAACUCCAGCCACCCAUGAGCAGGAAGCAGAGCAUCAGAGAGCUAUGCAGAGACGGGCCAUUCGUGAUGCCAAAACCCCUGACAAGAUGAAAAAAUCUAAAUCUGUAAAAGAGGACAGCAACUUGAAUCUUCAAGAAAAGAAGGAGAAAAUCAAGACAGGCUUGAAGAAGUUGUCAGAGCUGGGAACCGUGAACCCAAAGAAUAAAUACCAGGAGCUAAUCAAUGAUAUUGCCAAGGACAUCCGGAACCAGCGCAGAUACCGUCAGAGGAGAAAGGCAGAGCUGGUGAAGCUGCAGCAAACUUACAGUGCGCUGAACUCCAAAGCCACUUUUUAUGAGGAACAGGUGGAUUAUUAUAAAAGCUAUAUCAAAACCUGCUUGGAUAACUUGGCCAGCAAGGGCAAAGUCUCUAAGAAGCCACGGGAGAUGAAAGGCAAAAAGAGUAAAAAGAUUUCUCUGAAAUAUACGGCAGCUCGACUCCAUGAGAAGGGAGUCCUGUUGGAGAUUGAAGACCUGCAAGUAAACCAGUUUAAAAAUGUGAUAUUUGAAAUCAACCCAACAGAGGAAGUAGGAGACUUUGAGGUCAAAGCAAAAUUCAUGGGCGUUCAGAUGGAAACAUUCAUGUUACAUUAUCAGGAUCUUUUGCAGCUGCAGUAUGAAGGUGUUGCUGUCAUGAAGUUGUUUGACAGAGCAAAAGUCAAUGUCAACCUCCUGAUCUUCCUUCUGAACAAGAAGUUCUAUGGGAAAUAAUUGGCAUCUCCCAGAGGAGCUAUGAAAAGGGGGAUGAAUGGAAAAACUGCAUCUCUGUUUCUUAAUAUCUUCUUUCACCUGUCAGAACCAAGGACACCUAUAUAUUGAUGUACCUCCCUCUGCCCAAACUACAAGUAUAAAGAAAGACUAGACUGUCAGUGAAUUAAUAAUCCUGACUGAGUCCACAGGGACUCUAUCUGUCUUACUGCUAUGAUCUUUUUUUCUGACUUUUCAGAUUCCUUGAGAAGCAUUUAGUUUAGAAUGUUUUCCAUGUACUAUUACAGUGGCAUUGGGGAUUAAACAGUUGUUAGAAUAUAUUUUGGGCUUCUGGGUGUAUUCUUUGCCUAAAUGUUUGGAUGGUGGGGCUUGAAUUCUUGUUACUUGUUGUAGAAGAAGAAGAAAGCUAACACAGCAGAGCAACCAGGUCUGCCUCUGUAUCUAGAAGCAGAACAGGAUUUCAGCUCAUAUUUAGACUCCCUCCCUGAAAUUCUAAGAAAACACAACAGGACAUCAACUUAGA
This is a messenger RNA of Emys orbicularis (European pond turtle), 5544 nucleotides long. RefSeq names its product IQ motif containing GTPase activating protein 1 (gene IQGAP1). Gene Ontology annotation, molecular function: calmodulin binding; actin filament binding; GTPase activator activity. Bases 45 to 5024 code for a protein of 1659 amino acids. Lineage: Eukaryota; Metazoa; Chordata; Testudines; Emydidae. Gene Ontology annotation, biological process: mitotic actomyosin contractile ring assembly actin filament organization; epidermal growth factor receptor signaling pathway; fibroblast migration. The transcript is spliced from 38 exons. Gene Ontology annotation, cellular component: cell cortex; nucleus. The record is from RefSeq and is a predicted model, not a curated record.